This is a messenger RNA of Peronospora farinosa, 1539 nucleotides long. The record is from the annotation of a GenBank genome assembly. Lineage: Eukaryota; Oomycota; Peronosporomycetes; Peronosporales; Peronosporaceae.
AUGACGACGGCGGUUUCAAUGAACGAUCAAGACCGUGCCGUGGAUGAAGCGAUGCAUGCAGCGACUACGUUUACCAACCGUUUGCCUGCAGUGGAUCUUCAAAAAGAGCGUGAGAUUGAUGAAGUUAUGGAGUUUCUCAAGUUUAGUGUCAAGCCCAGUACGAGCUUUGGUGGUACGAUCCUGUUCAAGUUCAAGACCACAGACGACGCCGUGCCCAAGACCUUAUACGCCGUGGAAAUUAAUGACAAGAAACAGGUGUUUACGCACAAAAACGUGAGUCCUAGCGGCGUACGUCCUACGUGCGAAGUGACCAUCUCGAUGGACGAUUUUCUGUGGAUCUACUCGGGCAAAGCGUCUAGCUCUGACUUGGUGAAGCUUUUCUACGCUGGCCGCGUGUCUAUCAGUGGGUACGCAUUUCGAUCAGUGUCUAAGUUUGCGCAAAGCUUUGACUUCUCGUCCGAGAAGUGGCAAAGCUUCUAUGCUUGGCGGAAGAUACAGGACGAGAAGAACGACUGCAAUCGAUCGCAAGGUGCUUUGGAGGAGACAAGAAAUGUUGGCUCGCCUUCGAGAGACUAUUGGUUUGCCCAUGCAAGGACAAUAUUGGACGGCUAUAACCUGACUGGACUGCAACGUCUGCUGUGGGAAACAUCGUUGACAAACCUCUUUGGAUGGAAAGUCAUUUUGGAAAGCGUACGACGUGCGUCAAUGUGUGACAAGAAACUUCACGCCGACGGACUCAGCAAUGUUGCAAGUGUCGUUGGGAAUGCUGGUCCUGUGUCAGCGGUGUUGAAACGACGCCCAACAGGUGCCAUCGCACCAGGUCAGCGUCACUAUGAGCGAGAAUCGCGCGCAGAGCUACAUCGCUUCUUGUGCCCUUGCAUGAAACAGUCGGCGACGAUCGUCGAGUCGCUUUCGCUAGACAAAUCCGAGCAGACGGCGAGUGUCAUAUUUGACUUUUUCAACAAGGAUUAUAUCGUGGAUGUGAAACGCAGCGCCAAGGAGCGUCAACAGCGUCGCCAUCACCGCAACCGCGUUGAUCUAGGUGAUGCCGGUAUGGCGCAACUGGACAAGCUCGUGCAGGUAAUCGGGAAGGGUGGUCACUCGAACCAGAAGCGAGAUAAUCAAUCCAAGUACGUGCCGGCACCCGAGCUGCUCCUACAUGAGUUUCGCGUCAAUGUGACUGUGUUGAUGGACAUUUUGAAGGAGAAAGCUUCGGGUCGCAAGCCCCUUCACAAGAUCCCUGCGCCGCAAAUGGACUGGCUGGUAAGCAAUGGACAUUCGGGUAACAUGGUGAUCGCGGACAGCAGUAACAAGGUGGCCGCUGGACUGCCUUAUUCCUCGUCCGCACUGCCGAGCUUGCCUCAAAGCAUGAUUGUCGAAGUGAAUCGAGCUAAGAGUGCACGUAAUCGAAAGCGCUUUGACAUCCCGAAGCAGCGCAUUAAGGCCAAGUUUGCGUCUCUUUCACGCGAGUUGGCCAACCAGAGGAAUCCAGCUAUGACCAACAUGGAAGAGUACCUGGUUUUUUCAGACUAUCUGUAA